UGUAUAUUUUGUAUGCAAAAGUAACCUCAAUUUUCGAAAAAAAAACUUCUAAAAUGUCGAAAUUAUAUAAAAAAAUAUUCUUAACUGUUGGAACAACCAAAUUUGAUUUACUCUGCGAGUAUAUUUUGACAGAACCUGUCCUAACAGCAUUAAAAAGUAUUGGCUGUGAAGAAAUAACUUUUCAGAUCGGUAAAAGUAUUGUAGAUCCCGGUAUUUACGAAAGACAUGGCGUUAAAAUAAAUAUGUACAGGUUUAAGGACUCAAUAAGCGAAGAUAUAAAGAAUGCAGACUUGGUUAUAAGCCACGCCGGUGCCGGGACCUGUUUAGAAGUAUUAGAAGCGAACAAACCAUUAUUAGUUGUCGUAAAUGAAGAUUUAAUGGACAACCAUCAACUGGAACUGGCCGAACAACUUCAAAUUGACUCUCAUUUGUAUUACUGUACUUGUGAUACGCUAAUUAGUACAUUAGGUGUCGUAGAUUUCAGCUUGCUCAAUCCCUUCCCAAAAGCAGAUCCUACACUUCUUAUAAACUAUUUGGAUAGUGUAUUUACAGUUAAAUGAUAAAGUGUAUUAGAAUAUGAAUCACAUUAUUGGUUGUUUAAAUAUAUAAGUUGUUGUGAAAUUAUGUAGUUUGGUGACUAUAUACUGUUACAAGUUUUAAGACUAAGAAAUUAAUAAAUGUUGGAUUUUUAACAGUUUGGGAUCUUAUUAGUAAGCUAGAAUUUGUAUAUUAAUCUUAUUACACACAAACACUAGGAUAUAAGUCAAACAAAAUAUGAAAUAAAUAUUUUCACAGUA
This is a messenger RNA of Trichoplusia ni (cabbage looper), 797 nucleotides long. RefSeq names its product UDP-N-acetylglucosamine transferase subunit ALG13 homolog (gene Alg13). Gene Ontology annotation, biological process: dolichol-linked oligosaccharide biosynthetic process. Lineage: Eukaryota; Metazoa; Arthropoda; Insecta; Lepidoptera; Noctuidae. Bases 54 to 560 code for a protein of 168 amino acids. The record is from RefSeq and is a predicted model, not a curated record. The transcript has a single exon. Gene Ontology annotation, molecular function: hexosyltransferase activity.